AUGGGUUAUCUUGAGAAAUUAGAGGAGGCAAUGCAGCAGAAUGAAGAGAAGAAAGAUUGCCUUCAUAGUGUGAUGGAGUUUCUGAUGAUUGAAUGGGGUGAUGUUGAGAGUCACUUGACAUCGGCUAAGGCCUGCCUCACUGACUGCUUCACUGAACUGGAAACGAGAGAAGAGGGAUUAAAGUCCGUGGAAGAGUCUAUCCGCCGGAGCUUGGAGGAUUUUGAGUUAAAAAAAAUUAGUGUUGACAAAAAGUUCAUGAAACUGCUGGAAAAAGAUGGAUUCUUGAAUGCGGUUUUGAAGAAGAUGGAGAUGGUUAGGGAUUCUGUAGAUGAAAAGCUCAAGGAGGUGGCUUCGAAAGAACAGCAUCUUGUUGAUUACUAUGGUUCACUGCAGAGCCUUCUGGAGAGAAAAGAGAAUGAGCUCAGAUCCAUAGAGAAAGAUUUGGAGGGAAUGAAGGCUGAGCUUUCUGCUUCUGAGCAAUGUUUGGAGAAAAGGGUAGCUAAAUUCAAGUCAAAGGAGGAACUUUUGCAGAGGACGGAAAAUGAGUUGAGCGAAAAGGUGAAAUUUUUGGAGGGAAAGGAGAAGGAUGUUGGUUCCAGAGAAGAAUCUGUGGUGGUUGGAGAACAAGGACUUGAGGUCAAAGUGAAGGCAUUGGAGAUUAGGCAAAAUGAGAUUGAUUCACAGGAAAACCUUUUGAAGAUGAGCAAAUAUGAGCUUAGUUUACUGCAAGAGAAAAUGACAGCUGAUUUCGAAUCGAAGGAGAACCUUUUACAGAGCAGGGAAAAUGAGUUAAAUGAAAAGGCCAAAAUUUUGGAGGGAAAGGAAAGAGAUAUUUGUUCCAGAGAAGAAUCUGUAGUGGUCAGAGAACAAGCACUGGAGCUCAAAGGGAAGGAUUUGGAGAUCAGGCAAAAUGAUAUCGAUUCACAAGAAAGCCUUUUGAAGAUAGGCAAAGAUAAGCUUAGUUUGCAGCAGGAAGAUUUGGACAGUAGGCGAAAUGAAGUUGAUUCCAGAGAGAAAGCUUUGAGAACACAAGAAGAUGGGCUUAAAUCAAAUAGGGAAGAGCUUGGAAGAAUGAAAAGUGAGCUUGAUCACAGGAUGGUAACCUUGAAGGAAAGAGAAGAUGAGCUUGAUUCCAAAAGUAGCACUUUAGAAACAAAGGAAAUUAAUCUUCGUGUGAAGGAGGAAAUUUUGGAUAAAUGGGAAAUUAAGCUGCAAGCAGAUAAGAAAGAUCUCGAGACAAAAGUAAAUGAACUUUCAAAGGACGAUGUUUUGGAGGGAAGAAUUAUUGCAGCUGAGAAGGAUUUGCAGAGAAGGGAAGCAGACUUGGAUAAUAAGAAAAUGAGCUUGAAACCACAGAUGAAAUAUGAUGUUAUAUCAAAGGAACAUAAGCUUUCUGCUGCAGAGAAGAAAUUGCAGAAGAGGAACGCUGAGCUUGAUUCUGUAAAGAAAGAACUGGAUAAAAGGAAAAAUGAGCUUGAUGUAAUGGAGAUUAAUUUGAAGGCGAGGGAUGGUGAGCUCACUUUGGAGAAGAAAGUUGUAGAGGGUAAGCAAAAGUCAGUCUGCUCCAAAGCGGAAAUCUUGCAGGGGAGGGAGAAUGAGGUUCAUCUGAAGGAGCAAAAAGUUCUGGCAUUGGAAAAGGAGCUUCAUGCCAAAGAGGCGACGUUAGAUAGUUUGAACGAUGAUCUUCUCGCAAUGCAGCAAGAUAUGAAAAGGAGGGAACACAAGCUUGUCUUGGAAGAAAAAACUCUUAAGGAGUCUGAAAAGGAACUUGAAGUAUUUAAGGCAAAGGUUCGGAAUCUGUUCGGGGAGCAUGUUUUUACACAAAAUCCUCCCAAUCAAUGUGUCGAACUUGAAGAAUCCGGCUCUGGCGAUCCAACUCAAUUUAUGGAUACAAUAAAUGUUAGGAAAAGAUGUCGGGAUUCAGUGGAGUUGAGAGUAAGUUGUGAUGCUAUUGCUGAAGACAUGGACAUGGUUAUGGAUGGGGAAAAUCGCAGGAGUCCUUGUAAAAGAAGUUGCACAGAUGGAAGGAACAAAGAAGAGAUCAAGACUCUUGAUCUUGAUACAGUGGAAGAUGCUAGUUCAGUUGAUGAGCAUGCAUGCCAAUAG
This is a messenger RNA of Oldenlandia corymbosa var. corymbosa, 2106 nucleotides long. The record is from the annotation of a GenBank genome assembly. NCBI's taxonomy places the organism in Eukaryota, Viridiplantae, Streptophyta, Magnoliopsida, Gentianales, Rubiaceae.